Sapajus apella (tufted capuchin) is the source of this 1853-nucleotide messenger RNA. RefSeq names its product hexosaminidase D (gene HEXD). Bases 344 to 1681 code for a protein of 445 amino acids. The transcript has 10 exons. Lineage: Eukaryota; Metazoa; Chordata; Mammalia; Primates; Cebidae. Gene Ontology annotation, molecular function: hexosaminidase activity. The record is from RefSeq and is a predicted model, not a curated record.
CAGUCCACCCUGGCAACAGAGUGAGACUCUGUCUCAAAAAAAAAAAAGCAAACUGUUACUUGAAGAUGUGCUAGAACAUCAUCUUCCCAAGUUUUAGGGCAGGUGCCAUUCCAGAAACCAGGAUAUCUAUCAGGCUUUGUGGAGUUAGGGCUUCACCGUUUCCCGGAGAGCCCCCCAGGGCCUGACGAGGAAGGCUAGGGGAGUGUGGACGUCGUGCACAGCCCACACGACCCUCCCCCUGCAUGAACUUUGUCCCUCCAGCCCCGCGGAAAUCAAGGAGAUCCUGCAUCUGGCUGGACUCAGCGAGCUGGAAGUGAUUCCACUGGUACAGACUUUUGGGCACAUGGAGAUUAGAAACAGGAGCCCCAGGUGGGCAGGAGGAGCUCAGCCCAGCUCCUCCGCCCCCAACACGAGCGCCUCUGUGUCUCUGCAGUUUGUGCUGAAGCACGCGGCCUUCGCCCACUUACGGGAGGUGGGUCCCCUCCCCUGCACCCUGAACCCCCACGAGGCGGAGUCCCUGGCACUAGUGGGCGCCAUGAUCGACCAGGUCCUGGAGCUGCACCCAGGCGCCCAGCGGCUGCACGUCGGGUGUGAUGAGGUCUAUUACCUCGGAGAGGGGGAGGCCUCACGCCGGUGGCUGCAGCAGGAGCAGAACAGCACAGGGAAGCUGUGCCUGUCACACAUGCGGGCGGUGGCCAGCCACGUGCGGGCCCGGCGCCCUGGCGUGACGCCCCUGGUGUGGGAUGACAUGCUACGGGAGCUGCCUGAGGACCAGCUCGCAGCGUCUGGGGUGCCGCAGCUGGUGGAGCCGGUGCUCUGGGACUACACGGCCGACCUGGAUGUGCAUGGCAAGGUCCUCCUCAUGCAGAAGUACCAGCGGUGCGGCUUUCUGCGGCUGUGGGCAGCCAGUGCCUUCAAGGGUGCCACAGGGCCCAGCCAGGCCCUGCCCCCCGUGGAGCACCACCUCAGGAACCACGCACAGUGGCUGCAGGUGGCGGGCAGCGGACCAACCGACGCACUGCAGGGCAUCAUCCUGACCGGCUGGCAGAGGUACGACCACUUCUCUGUGCUGUGUGAGCUGCUCCCUGCAGGAGUCCCGUCCCUGGCCGCCUGUCUGCAGUUGCUUCUACGGGGAGGGUUUGAUGAAGAUGUUAAAGCAAAAAUGGAGAACCUUCUCGGGAUUUCCAGCCUGGAAAUAACAGACCCUGUGAGGGAGGGGGCCGGCUCUUUCCCUGGCAGAAGCAUCCUUGCCCUUGUCACACAAGUCAGCCUCCAUCUGCGCAGCUCUGUGGACAUGCUGCUGGAGGGCAACAGGUACGUAACCGGCUGGUUCAGCCCCUACCACCGCCAGCGGAAGCUCAUCCACCCGGUCAUGGUCCAGCACAUCCAGCCCGCAGCACUCAGCCUCCUGGCGCAGUGGAGCACCCUUGUGCAGGAGCUGGAGGCCGCCCUGCAGCUGGCUUUCUACCCGGACGCCGUGGAGGAGUGGCUGCAGGAGAAUGUGCACCCCAGCCUGCAGCGGCUGCAAGCUCUGCUGCAGGACCUCAGUGAGGCAGCGGCCCCCCAGCCCCCGCCCACCGGCCCUGCUGGGGGUGCUGCUCAGGACCCGAGGGGAGAGCUCGUGCCUGCGCUAGGGGGCUCUGCAGCCAACUGUCGGCCUGGGCAAAAGGGGCCCAUGUAGGUAUCGUGCCCUCUGGCCCAGCAGUGUCUGGCCCACACACAGUUCCUGCGGGCCCUGGGCAGCCCCAUGGGGGAAGAGACUAGAAAACACAGAAGGAAGCAGCACAGAGAGACCCACUCUGUGAUCUGACGUAUGACACCAAUUCUGAAAUAAAGAGUGGAAGCCACAGUUA